Hipposideros armiger (great roundleaf bat) is the source of this 4085-nucleotide messenger RNA. RefSeq names its product ankyrin repeat and death domain containing 1B (gene ANKDD1B). The coding region runs from base 399 to 1835 and encodes 478 amino acids. Gene Ontology annotation, molecular function: protein binding. NCBI's taxonomy places the organism in Eukaryota, Metazoa, Chordata, Mammalia, Chiroptera, Hipposideridae. The transcript has 15 exons. The record is from RefSeq and is a predicted model, not a curated record. Gene Ontology annotation, biological process: signal transduction.
AUAGAGAAAAAAUAAAAUUUAUCUUACUGUGUCAGGAGUCCCCAAGACUACACUCAGGCCAAAUAAGUUUUUAGAAAGAUUUGCAGAACUCAACAAAGCUGUUAUACUCAUGGUUACAGUGAAAGGAUACAGAUUAAACUUAGCAAAUGGAAAAGGAAAUGGGCAAAGUCCAGGAGAGACCAGGCACAACAUGUGCAAAGUAAGGAAGCUCACCCAGCUCUUGGAGUCCAGGGUUUUUAUGGGGUCAGUCACAGGCAUGCAGUGUCUGUGUGACUGACCUUAGCCACUCAGUCUCCAACCCACCAGAGAUCUAAAUAAUAACCUCGUAAACCUGGGCCUCAGUACUGCCAAAUGAGAGAAACUUCCAGAAUGCUGCUAAAAGCAAUAAUUUGGAUGUUAUGGAGAAGCUGUUUGAAAAGAAGGUGAACAUUAAUGCUGUGAACAAUAUGAACCGCACAGCCCUGCAUUUUGCAGUGGGGGCCAAUCAUUUAUCUGCAGUGGAUUUCUUGCUUAAUCACAAGGCCAGGGUGGAUAUUGCUGAUAAGCAUGGCUUGACAGGAAUUCACCUUGCAGCCUGGUCUGGAAGCCUCGAGAUCAUGCUCAUGCUGGUUAGAGCUGGAGCAGACCAAAGGGCCAAGAAUCAGGAUGGAAUGAAUGCCCUCCACUUUGCAGCUCAGAGCAAUAAUGUGCGUAUCAUGGAGUACCUCAUUCAAGAUCUGCACCUGAGAGACCUGGACCAGCCUGAUGAGAAAGGAAGAAAACCAUUUCUUUUGGCAGCUGAGAGGGGCCACGUUGAAAUGAUAGAAAAGCUUGUCUCCCUUAAUCUGCAUACUUCAGAAAAGGACAAGGAGGGGAAUGCAGCCCUGCACCUCGCUGCCAAACAUGGUCACAGCUCUGCGGUACGGGUGCUGCUAACCCUGUGGCAAGAAGUAAACGAGACCAAUGAGAAUGGAGAAACACCAUUCUUCCUGGCUGUUGGAGGAGGUCAUGAAGAAUGCAGCCAAGUGCUACUGGCAGCCGGAAGUGAUAUCAACAUUCCAAAUAAACUCAAUAUCAGCGCUUUGCAGAUGGCAACCCAGAAUGGCCACACGUCCCUUGUCAGCUUUCUUCUCAGUGAGAACGUCGAUUUGCACAUGAAAGUGAAACCUAAGGAGUCCCCUCUUCAUUUAGCUGUUAUCAACAACCAUAUCACAGUAGUAAACAGCUUAUUAAGUGCACAGCAUGAUAUUGACAUCUUAAAUCAGAGGCAGCAAACUCCUUUGCAUGUAGCUGCUGAUCUUGGAAAUGUGGAAAUGGUGGAAACCCUGCUAAAGGCAGGCUGUGACCUGAAGGCUGUUGAUAAGCAUGGGAGGACUGCCCUGGCCGUGGCCUCCAGGAGCAACCACAGCCUUGUUGUGGAUAUGCUCAUAAAAGCAGAGCGGUAUUAUGCCUGGAGAGAGAAGAACGGUGAGAGCAUCAGGGACCCAGCAACCAGCUUUCCUCUGACAUUUAAGCAGGAUCACAGUGAGGAGACUCGGCAUAUUCGCAGUCUCCUCUGGAACCUGGCUUACCGUCAGCUGAAGGCCAAGGAGUGGCAGAGGCUGGCCCGUUCAUGGAACUUUACAGGCGACCAGAUCCGAGCCAUUGAGGAGCAGUGGUCAGGCGAGGAAAGCUUCCGUGAACAUGGCCACAGGGCUCUGCUCAUCUGGCUGCAUGGGACCCUGAUGACGCAAGACGUGCCGGGAAAGCAUCUGUACGAAGAGCUGGUACGCGCAGGUUUCCCAGAACUAGCUGAAAAGAUCCGUCAAUUCAGAAGCGAAACUGACUCAAAUCCCAAGAAGUGUGCAGUUUCAUAAAUGUCUAGAGAAAUUGUAUUUAAAUGAUUUUCCACUCAGCAUUCAGUCCUUGUAAAUUCCGUCCUUUAAUGCCAUAAAGUUCCUCAAGAAGGAUUGAUUUUCCUUUCAAAUAUGAAGAUAGUGGUGACAGGAUCCUGUAACUGAUGAAAAAAUAGUGUUAUUCUUUUCCAACCACUGAAAAGUCAAAAAUGUUUUUGUUUUUGCUUAAGGUAAGCUGUAUGUGAUUUUCCCAUUUCUGUCAUUUGAUGCAAUGUAUAUGAGAGCAUAAUCUAGGAGGAUUUUGUACAUGUUUUAAAAAUAUAUGAUGGUGGGAGCAGCAUCAUGGUGUAUGGGAAAACCAAGGGUUUUAGGAUAAAUGGUUUUGAAUCGUGUUUUUUUUGCCACUUAUUAGCUGUGAGCCUUUGGGCAUUCUAAUAUUCAAAUUCCCAGGUCUUCAAUUUCCUUCUCUAUAAAAUGGAAGAAAUGUCUACCCUUUCAUAACAUUUUGGUGAGGAUGAAGGGAGAAUGCCUGUGAAAUACGUAACCUCAUGCCCAUAGUAUUGACAUCAUUAACUGUUAUUUCUCUUCUAAGGGAAACUGGCUUUGGAAAUUUAUAGCCACUGUUGGUUUUAAAGAACACAUAUGUGGAAUAUAUUACUUAGAAGGGACUAGAAGUAUAUAUACCAAUAUUUUAUUUCUUGGUAAUCUAGUUACAGGAGAUUUUUAUUUUCUUUGUACCUUUUUGUACUUUCCAAUUUUUUUUCACAAUGAACAUGUAUUAUUUUUAUAAUUGGAGAAAGUUAUUAAAUAAAUAUGUAAUCAAAUACCAAUUUAUAUCAGCUUAUAUGCACCUAUUUAUUAUACUUUAAGGCUCUCCAUUCUCAAAUUUUGACUCUAGGUCUAUAAGGCCAGAAAUAAAAUCAUGAGCAAUUUCAGUCCAUUUAUUCAAUCAUGAAUUUAUAGUUCCACAUCUUUGGCCCACUUAAUAUUAUGAAUGUUUAAAACAGGUAAUAUAUUCACAUGAUUUCCAAAAGUUUUUAACAGAGGUAUUCAGUGAAAAGUCUUGUCCCCAUCUGUUCUUCAAUAGGACCAGUUUUCACUGACCUUGCUUUGCCCCUCCCUUCCAAAAAUCUGGGUAACCUCUCUAUAUAAAAAUAAAUAUGAAUACAUACUCGUACUGUUAUGGUAUAAAGUGUUCUAAUUGUUGAAUUUAAGUUAACUAUACUAUUUCCAGAGCUUAAAGCUUAGAAAGAUAUAAUAUUCUUAAUUCCAGUUUUUAUAUUAUUCACUUCAGUUUGUCCACACGGUUAUAGGUUGCAUACUGAAAACCAUUCCUAAUUGUAAUCUAGGUUUUUCAAAAAGCAGGCCAGAGUUUAUGUGCCAUUGCUUUUUUUCAGGAGUGCAAAUCCAAGGAAGCAGGAGUAAAGCAAAGGGGGAGUGGCAUGGGAAGGAGGGAGAGCCAAGACCGGAAUGAAUUACCAAAUUGGCUGCCACUUGGUAUCAAGCACAACUGAUUAUUUGACCUCGAGGGUCCUCUCUUGUGAGAGAUGAGAGAUGGGAUGGCUAGUGCAUCUCAGGAUAAUUCGUACAAGGGACAAAGGAAGAAUAGACCUAUUCACCACAAUGGGGUGCGAACUCCAGGCUGCAUAUGAGUGGACCGUAGGUGGAGCCUGCGGGUCUCUUGUGACUCACUGGGAGUGGAGGGAGUGCGCCCUCUGUACAGGUGGCAGGACAUAAGGUGUUGUUGGGUUGUGCUUGUUGAAACCCAUAAGGAGCUGUUUGCCAGUGGUAGAUGGGCCAGAACAAGUGUUGCAUAAGAAGGAUCGAAUACUCUAAGACAUGGCCAGAUACUUCUAAUAAUUCAGAAAAGCCUUGGUGUGCCCCAAAUGAGAUAUUUGCCUAUCUCACAUUUAUUCUCUGAUGUCCUGUUCAUAAUGUAAGGCAGUAAGAAAAAUUAUUACCUAUAAUACGGUGAGAGCACAGAGCUAGCUCACGUUCAAAUUGGAAGAGGCUUCAGAUUAAGUCCAUCUACUUCUGAUAAAGAUAUGGAAGUAGAGGCCCUAAACAGAUUCUUCAGCAUCUACUCGUUUUUAUGUAACUCACAAGUGCUUUGUGAAAUAGGUAGGAUAGGUAGAUCUCAUUGUUUCACAGAUGAGGAUCCUGAGAUUCAUUUAAACUGUCUGGUCCAAGAUAACCCAGUCAGCCAGCAAUAAAACCAUUGGAAGCCUGGUCUUCUCCUAGAUCAGCUUUGCCCAGAUGAUUUCUUCCAAU